Colletotrichum chrysophilum is the source of this 2907-nucleotide messenger RNA. RefSeq lists its product as uncharacterized. NCBI's taxonomy places the organism in Eukaryota, Fungi, Ascomycota, Sordariomycetes, Glomerellales, Glomerellaceae. Bases 1 to 2907 code for a protein of 968 amino acids. The record is from RefSeq and is a predicted model, not a curated record. Gene Ontology annotation, molecular function: S-adenosylmethionine-dependent methyltransferase activity. The transcript has 2 exons.
AUGGAGGAGGAGACCGAGGAGACUGAGGUGCGUCAGUAUGCCACCGACAACAGGGGACUUCGAGAUCCGGCCUCAAAGCUCAAUAUUGAAGCCUGGCUGUCACCGCUGAGUGAUCACUUUCCCACUCCACGGGGCUUCCACUUUCUCUCUGCACCCAUCUUGCCGUCCUCGCCGUCAACGACCUCAAACGACGAGGGAAGCUCUCCAUCUACAAACUCGAACCCCUGGAACAACCGAGCAAGCGUCAUGACGGACGUCACAGAGUUCGACGAUCUAUAUGAUGUCAGUGAUGAAGAUGUGCAACCCGCGCUUCGAAGAAUGCCCUCGCGUAAGUCGUCAAUUAGGAGACGCAAUUCGAUCCGCAACGAGGUCCCGAAGCAGUCCGCAAGCGGGGUUCGCAGGGCUUUACCUCCUCUCGUCAUUCCUGCCGGUCGAAAUGCAUCCAGCGAAGAUUGGUCUGCGGGCCUCAAGAAAGCUCUCGCAUCCCCAGUGCCGCCCACGCCGCCGACCCGAGUCGAGAUGUCUCCUGCCGUGAUGUCUUUCAUGCAGGCUCAGCAGUCGCAAGAGGUCCCCACCAUCUCUGCACCGCCGUCACUAGAUGGAAGUCUGAGCUCUGAACAACUAGCACACAUGUCGGCGCCUCCGACUCCUAUCAUCGGCAGUGAAGGUGGAGACAAGAAUGAGGAAGAUUGGUCUGGCGUUCGACUUCAACCUGGAGCCCUGGCGACUCUACAUGCCCUUUCUGGGGAUAACGAUAGCUUGCAUGAGCACGAGGUAUCCGAAAUGCGCCAACAGCCUCUGAGAAUCGUUACGAAUCUUCGCCCGCGGCCACAACGCGUGGCUGCGCUCUCACCCAGCACCCAUCGCCGGUCUCUCGCCGAUCUCACCAAGCUCGACAUUCCCUCUCCAGGGGGCUUUUUUUCCGGUCUUUCUCCACGAACCAGAACUACUUGGCACAUGCCUUCCAGAUCGCCCGAGGAGAUGAUGCCUCCCACAUCCACCACGGCAGAGCAGUUCUACCGCUGCCCAUGGAACAUGAACGCCUCCAUCCCCCCUCUGCCGAUUGCACAGCCCAGGCUUAUCGCCAAUGAGAGCGAUGAGUCUGUCGAGCAGUUCUACCGCAACUCUCUGCCCUCACCCAAUCUGAUCGUUGAGCAGGUUGUGGAGGUCAGGAACGAGGUCCCUGACGAAGACGACAUGCCCACCGCUAAGCCAAUCGUCCCGACGAUCUUCUCAACUACGUCGAACACAUUGGCCGAGCCAGCUUCGCCGGAGCUUGAUGAUGCGCCAACUGAGAUUGUCACCGUCUAUGACCCGGAGUACGCCCGCAAGCAGCAAGAGGUUGCUCUCUCCAAUCUCGACCGGACUGAGAUGUGGCUCAUGGCUCAGCGCGCAUACCUAAAGCCAGUCGAAGCCGAAAGCGAUGGGGAAGACAACAACAAAAACCUUGAUACCAUACCUGAGGUUGUGGACGAAGACGCCGAGAACCUGCCAGAACCAGAAACCGUCACUGUUCCUAUGAAGAAAACUGUUCGCUUUUCCGAGUUUGUGGCCAAGACCAACAUCCCCUGCCGUCUGCCAUCCAAGCUUCUGAGGCAGGAGUCCGCGUACUACCGUGCUUUCCAGGACUACGUCAUCCGCUCCAGCAGACAAGACGUCUUCGUCCACCAACUUCCACGCUUUGAAGCACUGCAGGCUCAGCGUGUCUGCCUCCGGGAGUUUCACCGCAAUCAACUUCUGGGAAAGUACCAACUCAGUGUCGUCCCCCAGUCAGCCAAGAAACGUCUCAGUGCCAACGUCGCCCGUGGCGAUGACGUUCUCAUUGAUGACCCCGAAAAGAUCAAGCGUGAAAAGGAACACGAAGCCAUGUCCCAGAUGGCCAUCUCUGCAUGGCAUGUUGCCGCCAUCAGAAUGUUGAACGGUGGGAAGCUGAUCUCAGCUCCUGUUGCUAAGCGUCUCGCUCGCGUCUCGCGUAUGGCGCCUGGUCGUGAUGGUGUUGCCCGCGACAGAGCUCGAGUUCUCGAUCUUGGGGGACAGUCUACGUGUGACUGGGCAUGGCACUGCGCGCUGCAAUAUCCCAACACCAAAAUUUACACUGUCACAACCAAGACAAUCCGCCAGCUGUCCAACUCCAACGUCCGAGGCCCCCCCAAUCACCGCCAAGUGGCCGUCGAGAGGCUUACUCGCCUCCCCUUCAAAGACGACCAAUUCGACCUCAUCUCGGCGCGUGAGUUGCACAGCAUCCUCAAGUUCGUUGGCGAGAAUGGUGAAGACGAAUGGGAGACGUGCCUGAAGGAGUGCCUGCGUGUCCUCAAGCCAGGUGGCUAUCUUGAGUUUUCUGUCCUCGACUCGGACAUUAUGAAUGCCGGCCCUCUAGGCUUGGCUAAGAGCGUCGAGUUUGGCUUCGACCUCAAAACGUUGGGCUACGAUCCCAACCCUACCAGAAUGUUUCUCGGGCGGCUCUCACGCGCAGGCUUCGACGAGGUCCGCCGGGCGUGGAUGUGCCUGCCCGUAGGCGCGCGUCGCCCUUCACAGCAGCAGGGAAAGCCCCUUCCUUCGCUGCCCGCCCGGGUUAGCCCGGCGGGCCAGGAGGUGCGGACGGUGACGAUGGAAGCCAUGGUUACAGGCAGCACUGACGGAAUUGCCAACGUGACGGGCAUUGUUGGCGGUUGGAGCUGGGAGCGCUGGCUGCUACGCUGCGAGAUGGAAAAGGUCAGCGGUGAGCUGCGACUUGCCGAUAUGGUGACGGAGGGCGCAGCCAUGAGAGAGGCCGGCAAGAGUGUUGAGGGCGUCGCAGCCAUUGUCGAAGAGGGCAGAAGCUGCGGUGCCGGGUGGAGGAUGUUGAGCGGGUACGCGAGGAAGCCCAAAUCCGGCACGGGGCUCAUUUCUGUCGGCAUUGCAGCAUAA